Messenger RNA from Amblyraja radiata (thorny skate), 1937 nucleotides. RefSeq names its product fibrinogen C domain-containing protein 1. The coding region runs from base 147 to 1508 and encodes 453 amino acids. The record is from RefSeq and is a predicted model, not a curated record. NCBI's taxonomy places the organism in Eukaryota, Metazoa, Chordata, Chondrichthyes, Rajiformes, Rajidae. The transcript is spliced from 7 exons.
CACACACUACCAACUCUCUCUCUCUCUCUCCACCCCCCCUUGCUAUCUCGAUCUUUUAUUCUGAGCAGUAGAACCGGUGCCGAGUCAGGAAUGGAAACCAACACAAGAUUCCUGAAGAAUUAAACGCAGCCCCGGAUGACUCCGGCAUGGUGAACGACAGGUGGAAAAGUACGGAUGGAGGGCAGCAGGACAGCCCGGAGCAAAACACCCAGAAGCUGAGCUGUGGCUACGUGCUAUGUAUGGUCCUGCUCUUCCUGGCAGUGUUACUGGCUGUGGCAGUAACAGGAACCCUCCUCUUCCUCAACCACUAUCACCAUGGCACGGAAGCACCACCUCUCAUCAGCACCAACCAGGACAAGACACAGGCUCUGGUUACCAUAGACCAGGCUGACAGCUCAAGGAUUAGCAUCUUUGUGGACCCCAACUGCCCGGAUUACAAGACAGACUUGGACCGCUUGGAAGGACUCCACUCAUCGGUUCUCACUGCCGUGUCCAGCCAUGGGGAGGAGAUGGGGGCAACUGAAGGGCAGGAUAUGGCGAUGCAGGUCACAGGGACAGAUAAAGUGUCCAAGCUUUCGGCCCAACUGAGGCAGGAUUAUGAGGCCUUGAAACAGGGCCAAGGCAGCUUGAGACAGGAACUGAAUUCACUCCAGUCAGAGCAAGGCAGGUUAAUUGAGCUGCUCUCAGAGAGUCAAAUAAACUUGGUUAACGUCAUCGGUUCGAUGACAGAUGCACUGGAUUCUCUCCAGAGAGAACAAGGAGCCUUAAAGCCCCAUGUGAAGGCAAAUCUGGUGAAAGGACCAACUAGACAUCGCCCCAAGCAUUGCCCAAAUGACUCUCGCCCCAAAGACUGCUAUGACAUCUUCUUGAGGGGUUACAAAGAGGAUGGAAUCUAUUCUGUUUUUCCUACCCAUUAUCCUGGAGGAUUUCAGGUCUCAUGUGACAUGACUGUGGCUGGAGGAGGCUGGACAGUAUUUCAGCGGCGGAAAGAUGGAUCAGUGGAUUUUUUCAAAGGAUGGGAUGCCUACAAAGAUGGAUUUGGGAGGAUAACAGGAGAGCACUGGUUAGGUUUGAAGAGGAUUCACGCUCUCACCAUUCAAUCACACUACGAACUCCGUGUGGAGAUGGAAGACUUUGAGAACAGCACAGCCUAUGCUCAGUAUGGGACAUUUGGGAUUGGACUGUUCUCUGUUGAUCCAGAAAGGGACAGCUAUCCACUGACUGUGGCAGAGUACACCGGAACUGCAGGGGACUCCCUCCUGAAGCACAGCGGCAUGAGAUUCACAACCAAGGAUCGGGACAAUGAUCUCUCCAUGAAUAAUUGCGCUAUGUUCUACCAUGGCGCCUGGUGGUACCAUAAUUGCCAUACUUCUAACCUCAAUGGCCGAUAUCUGAAGGGCCACCACACCUCUUAUGCAAAUGGAAUCGAGUGGUCAUCCUGGACCGGCUGGCAAUAUUCACUCAAAUUUGUAGAGUUGAAGAUCAGGCCAAAAAAUGGAGGACAAUAAAAAAAAAAGAGGUUUAGCAAUGUGACUCAAUCCUUGAUUGCUAACAAGCAUUGAGUUCAUGAAACAGCUUCAUGCAUAAUUUUAGUAAAGCAUUAUGCACAUAUGGACCCUAUAUAUGUCAUACAAUCACAUGUCCAGUACAAAUAUGCAUAUGCAUUAUUAAAUGCCAUAUACAUUUGCAAAGAAUACAUACAUGUGUACAUUAAAUGUGGAUGUGUUUCUAUAUGUAUGUACAUGUAUAUGUUAUUAUGAAGCUAAUGUGUAAUGAAUGCCCUGGUUACACUACAUCUGGAGGAUUGUGUAAAAGUUUGGGGACGGCACCUGGAAUAGACAUUCACACAAUGUAUCAGGCUCAAAGAAUUGUAUUUUGAGAGCAGACUGCGUAAACUAGGCUUGUAUUUCCUUGAAUUAAAAAAAGGUUAAGGAUGA